AUGCUUACCGUAUUUUUUUGGUAUAUAUUUUUUCAGGCCACUGGUUCAGAACCUCAGCCGAGUGCACCAUCUUCAUCAGGCGUUCGGGGUGCUGAGUACACUGAUUUAGUGGCGAGGUUGGAUAGGAUCGAGGCUGACACUCAGGGUCUGUAUGCUGCUCAUGUCGAGCUGAAGAAGGCAUACGAGACCAGCCAUGUAGAGCUGAAGGGUGGUCAGAACGUAAUUAUGGAGCAGCUCAGAGACAUAUUGGCCAUGUUGAAUCGUCCGCCAACGACAGCUUCAGCACCGGAGGCCCCAGCAGAUCCAUCUACCCCACCACCAGCUGCUUCACCCCCAGUAGAAGAGGAGGAGGUCUUCCCCGAUGGGUACGAUCCUUAUGAGGGAGCUCCAGCGACUCCGAUCGAGGCACAACCUGUUAUCCAUGUACAUGACACCGAGUCGCAGGGUGAGAUUCUGUCGAUAGAGGCACAACCUGCAGUGGUUAAGAGUCGGAAGAGGAAGAGAAAUCCUCCUGUAUGGUUCGGUGACUAUACGGAGAUGAAGAGGAGACAUAGGCCAUCUUCGACGUUUGAUCCCCUGGAGCCACCGGAUGAGAAAUUGUUAAUCACUUUUCGAAAGUGGUGUGUUGGACUCAUUCCGAACCACCGACUUCGGGAUUUGAGAAGUGGUGAUUACGGUCCAGGAUUCUUUUGGAUAAUGCUCACACCAAAGGAAUGGCUUACAGAUGACCAUAUAGAUGCAGGAAUGCAUAUGCUGAGGAGGCGACGUACCGACUAUCCACUGACAUUUCCUCAGAAGGGUGUCAUUCUCUCCACAUUCGUGACCAGCAUGAUCAGCAGUGCAUGGACGAGCCACAAGGGUCCGAGGAGAAACUUUGUGUGGGAGGAUUAUAUCCUGGACUACUGCAGAUGGGUUCAUAAGGUAUUGUUUUAGUAAGAUUUUAAAUGUUAAUUGUUUGGGAGGAUUAUUAUGGUUUGUUAAUUGUUUCGUUGUUCUCUGUAAUUACAGUCCCAAGUCUUUGAGAGAUGGAGGGGUAACGAGUUUAUUUACUUCGUUCUGCAUCUUCCCGAGGCAAGGCACUGGGUCACACUUGAAGUCGACAUAGAGCUGUGGAAAAUUAAUGUCUACGACUGUGAUUCCAGCGUCUGUCAUUGGACUGCCAUGGAACCCAUCCUGAAGACUUGGGGAGAACUGCUGCCCUCGUUAAUCCUUGCAACCGGGGAAUUUCCACAUAACAACCAGAUCAUGGCGUUAACUAACAGGGACAUCACGAUGCUUCCAAAAAUGCAUUCGACUCGAGCCACUCACGACUUAGUUCCGAAGUCAACAACCAGGUACAUAGCGAUAAAAAAGUACUAUAGUAUUAAAAUAUGUUUUACGUUAGACUGACUUUACAUUUUAUUUUGCAUUUAGUGGUGAUUGUGGCGUCUAUUGCAUUGAGUAUGUGGAGCAUCUCAUGAUGCAACGUGGAUUGACUGAUGUGACGCCAGGCCGGAUAGCUAUGUUUCGUCAACGGUGGUGUGUUGAUUUAUUUUACCAAAAUGUCGGCUGAUUAUAUGUGUAAUUAUUGGGACAUUGUAUAUUUUGUGUAAUUAACAUUACAGUUAUGUAUAUAUAGACUUUCUCUUCGUUCAAAUUUUGAUAA
Cannabis sativa is the source of this 1645-nucleotide messenger RNA. RefSeq lists its product as uncharacterized. The transcript has 2 exons. The record is from RefSeq and is a predicted model, not a curated record. The coding region runs from base 1 to 933 and encodes 310 amino acids. Lineage: Eukaryota; Viridiplantae; Streptophyta; Magnoliopsida; Rosales; Cannabaceae.